This is a messenger RNA of Daphnia magna, 1403 nucleotides long. Its product is annotated as zinc finger protein 135. The record is from RefSeq and is a predicted model, not a curated record. The transcript is spliced from 8 exons. The coding region runs from base 603 to 1169 and encodes 188 amino acids. Lineage: Eukaryota; Metazoa; Arthropoda; Branchiopoda; Diplostraca; Daphniidae.
UCUAAGUUCUAACUCUGUUUUCUUAAUCAUACUACUCAAUAGUUUUCAAACUAGAUACUGCAAAUUUCGGUUCUUGGUUGACGUGUUAUUGGCAAUUUCCAUUUGGCGAUUGGCAUUGUGGCUUUUGCCCCUUUUGGCAAUUAACAUUUAAAUAUAUUUAUUUUUAAAUUAUAUCUUGCACUAGAGCAACUGCUAAUAUUUUUGGAUAUUUGCCUUUUUGAACGAAACAUUUUUUCUCGGAACAAUUUUUAUGUUUUAGUAUUUCUCCCAUGAGAAAACCACAUUGAAACAGUAUUUCAUAUUAAAAAUUUGAUGGAAAACAGAAAUAAUAGUUUUAAAAAAUUGUGUUACAAGUAUUUCCAACCUGGUGUUUGUGUGAAAGUCAAAUUUGGUACAUCUUUGUGGUAUUGCAGUUUUCCCGAAAUUCAUUCACGAAUAAUUGUUUAUUAACAUAAAGUAUUUGAUCUUUAUUUGACUCCCAUAAAUGUUCCAGAUACCAAAAAUCAUUUAUAUGACAAUUUGAUCAUUUUGAUCCUGAGAUAGUUUUGUUUUAUUGCAACCGGAAAUAGCUGAUGGAAAAUCCUGUUCAAAACAUUUGAAGUAUGAUGCAGUGCCCAAUCUGUUCAGAGAUGGUGGUCAACAAGAGACAACAUAUAGAUAUGCAUUACGGGAUAGAAUAUAAACACCAAUGUCGAUAUUGUGACAAAAUUUUCGCUCAUCCAGGCAAUCUUCGGAACCAUGAACGCGUCCAUUCAGAGACCGUUCAGGACAAGUAUUCACUUCUGAGGAAGACUGGCCGCAUAAAUGCAAACUUUGUUCAAAAAUUUCGUUUUUCGUCUCGAUUACUGGAACACACCACAAUUCACUCAAAAGAACGUCCAUAUACUUGCCUAUAUUGCCCUAAGAAAUUCAAACAUCCCUAUUCGGUAUGGGAACAUUUGGCAAAUACCCAUUCGGCCCACAAUUCUACUCAAGUGAAUAAAAUGAAUCUCCCGAAAGGUGAAAUUAAAAGCUCAUUGAAGCAAAAGACAAAAGCUACUCAGACGAUGAAGGUAAAAGGAUAUCCGCGGCAAAUCAGAUAUACAUUACCAGCUUCAAUGCAGAAUGUAAACCUGUGCCCGAGAGUGGUUCUUUCACGAUCCUUGACUGAAGUCCUUAAUAAAAUGUAGGUCUGGCACAACUCCCGUUUAUCAAACUAUAUAUCAAGAGUACAUCCGAUGCUGAUCAGAAUUCAUCACAUGUGCUGGCAUUCUUGAUAUUUUCUACCAAGAUUCUCUUCAUUUUGAUUUGAACAUUCCGUUGACUAUCCAUUUUUCUUUUAAAUUGCGCUUGUCUUUUGAGAAAUAUUUUCUGUCUUGUAUUACGCUUAAUGUUACAAAGAAUUAAAGCUGCUAUAAUUUCAA